AACGCGCAGCGCUCCAACUCAUUUUUGAUGAUGGACUUAAAAAAUUCUCAUACCUCCGCGGACUUCUGAAUCACCUCCAUCUGCAUUUAACUCAGUAGUACUUUCAAGUACUUUCAGAAUCAUCCUGUUCUCAGUUUCGUCCCUUGGAAAUGUGGUCCUUCUUCUUCCUGCUGUCCUGCAGUGUCGGCGGGCUGGACGGCAUGACCGGGCCGACACCGAGUGACCGGGUGCUGACGCCAACACCGCAGGCGAGCGUCAGAAACGAUCUUUCCUCGAGGGAGCCCGAGCGACCCACUGCAAAACCUCUGGAAGACGAACAGAACCGAGAGAGCGUCCGCCAGUUGCUUGGAGACUAUGACAAAGUCAGGACUGUAUCAUCAGGUUCUGACUGUGUCUGUCGUUGCACUGUACGACCCAUCAGAAUUCCUCGGGGCAGCCAAGAGACCAGUGACCAGACGUGUGUCCAGGAGGAGUCCUACACACUGACCAUAGAGACUUCUGGCUCUGACUGUCGGAGGUGUGAAUGCACGGCUCCUCUGUCAGCUGUUCUCCGCUCCAAACAACUGAUGAAGGGAAGCCAUGUCAGGGCUGUUACUAACGGAAAAAGUGCUGAAGGCAAGGCAAAAGAAAAAGACAAGAAGAGUCUGCAGAAGAAAAAGAAGACAAAUAAUUCAAAGUUGGAAGAUGAUGAAGGACAGAGAAAUGUCCAAACUACUAACAAGCAAGAGAGGCAACAGACAACUACGAAUAAGACUAAAGCAGUUAAAGUGGAGUCAAAGGAGACCAUCAAAGACAGAAGCAGCAAGGUCAUCAGGGGCUGGACAUUUUACAUGGCAGAAGGAGCCCAUUUGCCGGUGGAGAAGGAGAGACAGAAAAGUGUAGAUCAGUCCGUGGAUGUGCAGCUCUCAGAUGGGCACACAGUCACCAUUCAUCCUAUAGUCUCACCUGCGGUUCAAACCAAACCCACUGCAACUUCAACGGCAGCUACAGAAGACUCUAAACCCACAGCUCAAUCACAUGUGCAACAAACUACAAAGCAACUACCCCAAGUGACACCAGUGAAGCAUCCAACAACUCCACUGACAACAGUUCUAAGCUCACCCAUGACCACUCGUCAUGCAGGAGCUCGAAGCCGACUCGGAUGGAGUGAGAGUCUAGACCAACAGCCCAAACCGACAACCACACCGGCUAUGUGCAAAGACACGGUGGCCAGUAUUUCAGAACCAGUCCUACACAACUCUUAUGGCCUCAGCGAUGGAAUCUGGAUGAAAGAUGCACGUGGUCACGGCAAUGUCAUUUACCUGACCAAUGGUCACUAUGGCAAUGAGUUGCUGGAGUUCAGAGACAUGACAACCUUCAAGCUAGGUCAGGUCAGUAAUUCCUACAAGCUUCCCUACAGCUACACUGGCACCAGCCAUGUGGUGUUUAAUGGAGCACUAUACUACAACCGGGCCUUCAGCCGGGACGUGAUCAGAUAUGACCUCAGACAAAGAUAUGUGUCGGCCUGGACUACACUGCACGAUGCUAUCCUCGAGGAACAAUCUCUCAGAAGUCGGACCGAUGUGGAGUUUGCAGUGGACGAGUCCGGGAUAUGGCUAGUUUAUCCCGCUCUGGACACCGAGGGCUUCCACCAAGAAGUGAUCCUGCUCAAUCAUGUCCGGCCUCGAGAUCUCCAGACAAUCAGAAGCUUCCGCACGGGUCUCAGGCGAGGUUACUACGCCAACAUCUUUCUGGUGUGCGGCGUACUCUACGGUGUGGACGCCAUGAACCGACACCAUGCGAAUGUGACUUAUGCCUUUGACACACACACUCUCACUCACACUGUGCCAAAUUUGGCCUUCGUCAACACACACUCACACACCACCCAGCUAACUUAUUGUCCACUGGACAAGAAGCUGUAUGCCUGGGACAAUGGACAUCAGAUGACGUAUGACAUCGUUUUUGCCUAUUAGUUAAGUGCAGAGUAAUUUAAGAAAAGUUAUUAUAAAUGUGUAGUUGAUUAUGAUGAGAAUCUUCUGGAAAAAAAAGGGAUUGUUACAAAACACUUUGUUAGCAAUGUAGGUAACUAGUGAUGUGUGCGAGGCUUCAUGAAACCUCAUUAUCAGUGCUCAGUACGUCAAAAAUAAUUUGACGUUUCAUUGCAAUGGUUGUCAAAAGCCAAGGAUUUUAGAACAGAGAGUGCCAUGUCGUGUCUACAUCUGAAAAUCCAGACACUGUUUCAUGAAGCCUCGUAAGACCAACAGUACACUUAAAGAGCCAGGGAUAAAAAGUUGUGACCUGGUUUGGCCAUCCUUGAUGUAAAUGUUCCGACGCAGGGCUACUUUUCAAAACCAAUCUACUGCCACAUCAGUCAACAGUUGACAUUUUUUAUU
Synchiropus splendidus (mandarinfish) is the source of this 2372-nucleotide messenger RNA. RefSeq names its product olfactomedin-like protein 2A. NCBI's taxonomy places the organism in Eukaryota, Metazoa, Chordata, Actinopteri, Syngnathiformes, Callionymidae. The transcript is spliced from 8 exons. Gene Ontology annotation, biological process: signal transduction. The coding region runs from base 150 to 1952 and encodes 600 amino acids. The record is from RefSeq and is a predicted model, not a curated record.